GCUGGGUGCGAACGGCCCGGGGCCUGCCCGCGGGGGGACUGCACGGGCCCGGGGGGCUGGGUUGCCUUCCCCGCCCCCGCAGCCCCUAGCCUGGGCAGCGGGUUGGGUUGCUGCUGGGCGAUCCCUUCCUCCUCCCACGGCAGCGGGCCGGAGCGGGGCAGGCAGAGGAUGGGCCCCCCGGUUGCCCUUCGGCAGCUGUUCUGUUUAUUUUGGAACAAGGGCAUCAGUUGCUAGCGAGUGUCACAGGCAAGCUUGCUGCAUGAAUGAACCAGGAAGAAUAAGAGGUGCUUCAGAGAGAGGAUCCCAGCCGCUCUUUCUCUUCCUGCUGCUCUGAAGUGUGGGAGGGAGGCACACACACAGAAAGAGAGAGACACAAAAAUCCCAGGUCUUAGGGAGAUGAGAAGCAGAAGCAACUCUGGAGUCCGCUUGGAUGGCUACGCCCGACUGGUUCAACAGACCAUUUUAUGUCACCAGAAUCCAGUUACUGGACUGCUUUCGGCCAGCACAGAGCAAAAGGAUGCUUGGGUCCGGGACAACGUCUACAGCAUUCUGGCUGUGUGGGGUCUGGGAAUGGCUUAUCGGAAGAAUGCAGACCGGGAUGAGGAUAAGGCAAAAGCCUAUGAACUUGAGCAGAAUGUUGUGAAACUGAUGCGGGGACUUUUGCAAUGUAUGAUGAGACAGAUGGACAAAGUAGAGAAGUUCAAAUACACACAGAGUACCAAGGACUGCUUGCAUGCCAAAUAUAAUUCAGCCACUUGUGCCACAGUAGUAGGGGAUGACCAGUGGGGACAUCUACAAGUAGAUGCAACUUCCCUUUACCUGCUCUUCCUGGCACAGAUGACUGCAUCAGGAUUGCAUAUUGUAUUUACCCUUGAUGAAGUUGCCUUUAUACAGAAUCUUGUUUUUUACAUAGAAGCUGCCUAUAAAGUCGCUGACUAUGGAAUAUGGGAACGUGGUGAUAAAACCAAUCAGGGCAUCCCUGAACUGAAUGCAAGCUCUGUAGGCAUGGCCAAGGCUGCACUGGAAGCAAUUGAUGAACUAGACCUUUUUGGAGCCCAUGGGGGUUGCAAGUCUGUGAUUCACGUCCUUCCUGAUGAAGUUGAACAUUGCCAGUCUAUUCUAUACUCCAUGUUGCCAAGGGCAUCCACGUCAAAGGAGAUUGAUGCUGGACUCUUGUCCAUUAUUUCUUACCCAGCUUUUGCAGUGGAAGACGUGAACGUUGUUAAUGCAACCAAAAGUGAAAUCCUCACCAAACUGCAAGGACGUUAUGGCUGUUCUCGCUUCCUUCGAGAUGGAUAUAAAACACCAAGAGAGGAUCCAAACAGGUUACACUAUGAUCCUGCUGAGCUCAAACUGUUUGAGAAUAUAGAAUGUGAGUGGCCAGUAUUCUGGACGUACUUCCUAAUUGAUGGAGUGUUUAAUGGGGACAAAAUUCAGGCUCAAGAGUACAGAGAGGCCCUUGAGGGAAUAAUUAUUAGAGAAAAGAAUGGAAUUCUUCUGAUGCCAGAGUUGUAUGCCGUCCCUCCAGACAAGGUGGAUGAGGAGUAUGAAAAUCCUCACUCAGUGGAUCGUCUCCCAGGUGGAAAGUUGCCUCAUCUGUGGGGCCAGUCUUUAUACAUCCUCAGUUCCCUAUUAGCAGAGGGGUUUCUAGCUACUGGCGAAAUUGAUCCCUUAAAUAGGAGAUUUUCAACAGCUUUUAAACCUGAUGUUGUGGUGCAAGUAACUGUCUUGGCAGAAUCAAAUGAAAUUAAGGAACUCUUGAGACACCAUGGAAUCAGUGUUCAGAGCAUUACAGACAUCCAUCCCAUCCGAGUGCUGCCAGCACGGAUCCUGAGUCACCUUUAUGCCAAACUUGGCCGAAACAAGAACAUGAACCUGAGUGGUCGGCCUUACCGACAUAUUGGUGUGCUUGGAACAUCCAAACUGUACAUGAUACGGAAUCAAAUAUAUACUUUUACCCCUCAGUUUACUGAUCACCACCACUUCUACCUGGCUCUAGACAAUCGGAUGAUUGUGGAGAUGCUCAGAACAGAGCUGGCUUACCUCACCUCUUGCUGGAGGAUGACUGGAAGACCAACCCUUGCUUUUCCCAUCACCCACACCAUGCUCAGCAAUGAUGGCUCUGACAUUGAUCCAGCAGUGCUUGCAACCAUAAGAAAAUUAGAGGAUGGGUAUUUUGGAGGGGCAAGGGUAAAGCUAGGCAAACUAUCAGAUUUUCUUACCACCUCGUUCUAUACGCAUCUGAGCUUCCUGGAUCCAGACUGUGAUGGAAAACUAUUCGAUGAUUCUAAUGAUGGCUGUGAUAGUCCUGAAAGUGGAUAUGAAUUAGAAGUUUAUCCAAAUGAUUUCUUUGACAAAGAAAGCCAAGAUGAGCUGGACCAGUAUAUAAAUGAUAUACUGCAAAGCACAGCGCUUAAGUCCUACCUGCCUCCAACUUCAAAGAAUGCUAAUCAACCUCAUGUGUUCAGUGCUGUUCACUCCAUGCGAGAGAUACUGUCAAUAAUGGCCAAGGCAAAGGGUUUGGAUGUUCCAUGCGUUUCGAUGACUCUGCCAACUAAAGUUUUGAACACUCACCGGAAAUCUCUGAAUCUCGUUGAUUCCCCACAUCCUUUUGAAGUGAAGGAUCCUGAAGCUGUUUUGCACUUGCCCAAAGAUGAUCAUGGUGAUUUGGAUUGUGAGAAGUUAGUUGAACAGCUGAAGGAGUGCUCAACUCUACAUGAUCAAGCAGAUAUAUUAUACGUCUUGUAUAUAAUAAAAGGCCCAGACUGGGAUACAGAGCUGAAUGGACAGUAUGGCGUCACCGUUCAUUGUCUGCUCAAUGAGCUUUACAGCAAGGCAGGCCUGAAUCAAGAGUGGGGGUUAAUUCGUUACAUCUCUGGCAUACUCAGAAAGAGAGUGGAAGUUCUGGCUGAGGCAUGCACAGACCUUCUGUCACACCACAAGCAGCUUACAGUGGGCCUGCCGCCUGAGCCGCGUGAAAAAACUAUUACUGCCCCUCUGUCACCGGAAGAGUUGUCAAAGCUUAUUUAUGAAGCCAGUGGGCAAGACAUCAGUAUUGCAGUCCUUACCCAGGAGAUAGUGGUAUAUUUGGCUAUGUACGUCAGGUCACAGCCCAGCCUUUUUGCAGAGAUGCUCAGACUCCGCAUUGGACUCAUAAUUCAGGUGAUGGCUACUGAGCUGCUUCGCAGUUUGAACUGUUCAGGUGAAGAGGCCUCAGAAAGUUUAAUGAAUCUAAGCCCGUUUGAUAUGAAAAAUCUCCUGCACCAUAUUUUGAGUGGGAAAGAGUUUGGCGUUGAAAGAAGCAUGCGGCCUCUAGAUUCCUCUACCUCCAGCCCUGCAAUUUCUAUUCAUGAAGUGGGGCACACUGGAGCAACUAAAACAGAAAGAAGUGGCAUUACUAGACUGAAGAGUGAAAUGAAACAGUUCUUUUAUGGGGGCCAUUCCAUGUCCAGCAGCAUGCACGCUUCCAGGUUCACGAGGGGCAGUACUCCAUCAUCUCCCACUAGGGCUUCAUCUCCUACAGGGUCUACUGGAAACAACAUCAGCUGGGGUGAUCGCCAAGGGCAGUGGCUCCGCAGAAGAAGGCUUGAUGGUGCCAUUAACAGAGUUCCUGUAGGGUUCUAUCAAAAAGUAUGGAAAAUCCUUCAGAAGUGCCAUGGCCUGUCCAUUGAUGGCUAUGUCCUUCCUUCUUCAACUACAAGAGAGAUGACCCCUUGUGAAAUCAAGUUUGCUGUGCAUGUGGAGUCAGUGCUGAACCAUGUACCCCAGCCUGAAUACAGACAGCUGCUGGUGGAAGCUAUUCUUGUUCUCACACUGCUGUCGGACAUAGAGGUGACCAGCAUUGGGGGCAUAAUCCAUGUGGAUCGAAUAGUGCACGUGGCUAACGAUCUGUUUCUUCAGGAACAGAAAUCACUUGGAGGAAAUGAUGACUUCUUGGAGCGAGACCUCUCCACAGGAAUUUGCCACUUUUUCUAUGACAGUGCUCCAAGUGGGGCAUAUGGAACUAUGACCUACUUAACGAAAGCUGUAGCCACCUAUUUACAAGAUUUCCUGCCUAGCACAGGCUGCCUGAUGCAGUAGGCUCUGCCUCUUGAUAAAAAACAAAAGUAAAGAUUCAGAAGCUCUUUUCCCCCCUCUCCUCUCUCUUCCCUAUCCAUAUAUCUUUCACUCCACAGAAUUUAAACGCCACUCAUCAUGUGUGAGCACCAACCUGUAGGGGACAGCUGAACAAUGAAGAUGGAAUUUGGCCUAAUUCCAGAACUAUGAGAAACAAUUACAAUGAGUGAGGCCUAUUCUGCCCUAAAUGCAAUGUGCAAUUUAAAGUAAAUUAAGUAAGAAUUAUGCACUUAUGCCCAGAGGAAAAUAAUUAGUGUAGAGAUCAAUAAAUAUAAAUAGGGAGAUGCAUCUCUGGCACAAAUUUCCCAACUAAGGAAAGAGUAUUUUUUUUGUAUAUUGGAAUUAAUUAACUCUCUCUUAAGCAUGGCUUCUAUAAGUUGAUGUUGUGAAUAGUCAAAGCAUAGUUUAGUGUUAUCCUUCUCUGAUUUAUUUGGUUUCCAGGUGAUACCCAGGCAAUAUUUUUAAUACACGUUGAGCCGGAUUCUGAUCUCAGUUUCACCAGGGUGAUACAGGAGUAACACCAAUGAAGUCAAGCAUGAGAUCAGAAUUAUGGCUUUCAUAAAUUGGUAGCCUCUCUCUGACGACAUAGCAUCUGCCUUGGGAAACCUACAUCGUUUGGACCAAUGCAGUUUUGGAGAAGCUGAUCUCUGACUUCACCUUUUAAAGACAAUUUUAUGCUUAUAAUCAUUCUGGCUAGACGAACAAACAGCUAGCUGCCUGUAGAUCCAAAAGAUAUGUUUCCUUCACUCAAGCACUCUUUCUAAAUCUUAAUAUAUUGUCCACUGUAAAUAGCCUAGAAGAUGAGAUACAUAAGCAUCGUCCUUCCAGAAUACCAUGUGUACUUACUAGAGGAAGAGUUGAUGUUUGUUUCAUGUCCUUUGUUUAGACAGAUGCUCCUUCAUCAAAUGUAACUAGAACCAUUAGAGAUUUUUCUACUAGGGAGAACAACACUCUCUUUAAACAGCACCAAGAUAAUAUUUAGUACCCUUUAAUGCGUAGGCUCUUUUUGUGUUCUAUUUGUUUAUAUUAAAUAUACAGAGCCACAGUGCUCCCUCCUGUGGCUUAACCCAGGUGAGCUCAAGGUGGAGGAAGAUAAUGAUUUCCCCUUGUUUACUUCCACUGAAGGGUGAGGCUUGGGCUGAACAAGUAUCUACUGGUUCUUAGCUAGAGCCAUGUUAGAGAGGUGAAAUAGUACAGUCGUUUGGUGAAAUUACUGGCCAGGGCACAAGAGACGGUUGGAGUAGAUUCCAAGUGGCAGAUUAGUAAAAGGGUAAGUAGAAACUGUACCAUCCAGUCUCUCAUUUUUACUUAUUAUAAGUGACCUUGAGUGGGAUCUUUCCUUAAGCACCAACACCCUGAUGAAGAAAUGGUCCUAGUGCCGUUAGAACUUUUGAACAGCACUUAUUUGAGUCUUUCUGCAGGGAAAUAGUUCUUCCAUCUCAUACAUUUUAAAAUGUUUUCCUAAUUUCAAAAUGUGUUGAGAGAAGGAAGAACAAUAUUAUCUGCCCAACCCACAUGAUUUCAAUCAAACUAGGUGGCAGGAGUCAAGAUUCACCCCCCAAACUUGGGUAUAUUGUGAGAUACUGCAGUGCACUUCUGCCACAGCCUUGCACAUCCAGAUGGUAUUUUGUGCAGGCUGAAGAGAUGAGUGCCAUAGGUCAGAGUUGUCCUUUACAAUGUCUUAGGCUUAGGAAUUUCCCAAAGAGCAAGAGGAUGCGCAGCCUUCCUGGAUAGACUGUACAUGGGGGAAGAGGCAGGUGCAUGUGUGCUUAUUACCAAGACAAAAAAAUUGUUAAUGGUGUAAGGAGCAGGGAUGAGUAGCUCAAAUGCAUUUGGAAGUCAGUAUCUUAUAUAUGCCCAUUUGUACUUUUGUUUAGUCAUAGCUCUUAGUUUGUAUACAUGUGCUGAGAGAAUGUUUUAGCUCAUUUUCUAAUUAAAAUAAAAAAAUUCUCCAGUUUAAACAGGGCAAGCCUUACAUUGAAAAGUAAUUUAUACUGUAUUUGCAUGCUCAUAUGUGAGGGACUUAUAUAAGCUCUUAUUUUAUUAGGUUCCCUAUAAAGCUUCAGUAAUGUCAAUAAUUUUUCCCUUUUCAUGCAGAGCUCUUUGAUUGAGAUGCAAGAAGGUUCUCUCUCAAAUCUGUUUUAAUGUGCUUUUUUUUAUUCAGUCUGAGGCAUUAACAGUUUUAAAAUUUGCAGAGCAAGACAAGACGGCUAAAAUCUGACAUUUGUAUGCUGCUAAAUAGAGCUUUAAAAUAGAUUAGGGUCCACAGCAAAAUACUACAAUUUACACAUUUAAAUUUGCGUGUGCAUGUAACUUUAAAAAAAAAAAAAAGGCAGAGAGUCCUGUGGCACCUUAUAGACUAACAGACGUCUGUUAGUCUGUAAGGUGCCACAGGACUCUUUGCUGCUUUUACGGAUCCAGACUAACAUGGCUACCCCCUCUGAUACUUUAAAAAAAAAAAAAAAAAAGUUACCAUUCAUAAUAUAAACUAGCUUGGUAUCCAUGGUUUAGAAAUACUGGUUUUUAGUCUGUCUAAAAGUGAUACUAACACAAUCAGUGAAGUGCAGUCAUAGGAAAAAUACUUUUAUGUAAUUUAGAAGUCUGGGACAGUUCAGUACAAAAGGGUGAGAGAUACUACCGCGAAUUUUGAAUUGCGGCGUGACUGGACCAAUCACCCAUUUAUACUUCUAGAUUGACUCACUCAUCUGUUACCUUUUCCCCUGAACUUCUGUUUAAAGGACUGUGUUAAAAUCUGUACCAUUCAUUGCUGGAAUCAUUGUUCCUGAAACAGGGCAAACUUAAUUGGGUCAUGCAGGUGUCUUGUAGCAACCUCUCUGGAGAGGAUACAGAUGUGUUAGGGAGUUUAUGAAUCAACCAUUACUGAGUCUAGUGUGUGUCCAGCUACACACAAUCUUUUUCAGUUUAUUUAGGGUAAGCUCAUUACCAAAGACUUGAUUUGGUUGUCAGGCAUCCUCAAGGAAUGAAAAAUGGAUGCCAUGUCCAACUUCUAACUCUGGGAACUAAUUUAUGGAAAAUAAAUAAGACUAGAGUAAACAGACACCUCAUGUGUCUUGGAAAUGGGGGCAUUAAUGGAAUGAAAAUAGAGCCACCUGAGACCCACUGUUUUAGUUUGACAGGCAGUGCUGUUGCAAGAGCAGACUGCAGCUGUCAUAAAGGAAACACCUACACUGCUUCCUUAAAAUAUCAGACAUGUCUGAAAACAGAAAAUUGGUCUCAGAUGGUGCAGGGACCAGAAUAAUAAAAUGGUACUAGCAUACAGUGGCUACUGUAUAGCAUAGGGGUCGACAACCUAUGGCAUGCGUGCCAAACGAAGGUGGCAUGCAAGCUGAUUUUUAAUGUCACAUGGUGUGGGCUGAGCCGCUCAGCCUGCCACCGUUCUGGGGUUUCCACUGCUGGUUCCUGCUAGCCGGGGUCCUGCUGUCGGUCCCACUCAGCGCCCGCUGCUGGCCUGGGUGAAGGAACCCCAGGCUGGCAGCGGACUGAGACCCCGGCUGGCAGGAGCCAGCGGCCGAAACCCCAGAGUGGGGCGGGCUGACCCACUCAGCCCGACACCGCUCUGGGGUUCCUGCUGCUGGCCCCUUGCCAGCCAGGAUCCCCGCUGCAGCCCCACUCACCUUGCUUAUGGCUGGAGUUCCAGCGCAGGCCCCUGCCAGACAGGGGCCAGGCCUCUCGUCCUGCUCAGCCCUACCAGCCGCCAGCUCCACUCACCUCAGCUGCUGAUCUGGGGUUCUAGCUGGUUAACAACUGAUCACUCAGAAGCCUGUGUGCAGCUCAAAGUAUCCAAAUACGUGCCAGACAUUGGAAAACUCAGCAAGGGCAAGGAUCACACUAAACUGAUAAGAUCUGCAUUUUAAUUUAAUUUUAAAUAAUGCUUCUGAAACAUUUUGAAAACCUUGUUUACUUUAUAUGUAACAGUAGUUUGGUUAUAUAUUAUAGACUUACUUAGAGAGAGACCUUCUAAAAAAACGUUAACAUGCAUUACUGGCAUGCGAAGCCUUAAAUUAGAAUGUAUACAUGAAGACUUGGCACACCACUGCUGAAAGGUUGCCGACCCCUGGUAUAGUGGUACUAGGUCCAGCUUUUGCAUGAAGUAGCAUUAGGGUUCAGUCUCCAUUCAUUGAAUCAAUACUCUUUUCUCCCCUCUCCCUAUUGUAUCAAAUACUUAACUGUUUAACAGUGUUAGAAUUUUGUUAAGCUUUUACAGUUUAAUCACUGGUUCUGACCUGUUGCCUAUACUUAGCAUUCUUCACUUUCACUGUGUCUAAUCAGUCCUCAGACAGCCUUACAUAACAGUGAGGAAAACUUACUAGGCCAGGCACAAAAAUCUAUUCAUAUUAGUUAUGAGUUACUUGCUCAUUAAAAAAAAAAACUUGUUACAGGGAAGUAGAAUUUGGAAAAGUCAUUCACAGCAUCCUUGAAGAUAAAUAUUAUUCAUACUUUACAGCUGGGGAGACUGAAAUAGAGCAAUUACGUGACUUGUCCAAAGCAACAGCAUAUGUCAAUGCAAAGAUAGCCUCUCUCUUCCUAAGGAUAAGUGGCUGUGCAUCAUCAUGAAGUUGACCUCGGCUAUUAGUUACAAAGGAAUCCAUGACAGAAGUGACUAGGACUAUUCACUUCUUUACAGCAUAAAUGGAGAAAAAAAUC
Messenger RNA from Gopherus flavomarginatus (Mexican gopher tortoise), 8781 nucleotides. RefSeq names its product phosphorylase kinase regulatory subunit alpha 2 (gene PHKA2). Gene Ontology annotation, molecular function: calmodulin binding. The coding region runs from base 397 to 4080 and encodes 1227 amino acids. Gene Ontology annotation, cellular component: phosphorylase kinase complex. The transcript has 33 exons. The record is from RefSeq and is a predicted model, not a curated record. NCBI's taxonomy places the organism in Eukaryota, Metazoa, Chordata, Testudines, Testudinidae. Gene Ontology annotation, biological process: glycogen metabolic process.